UUAUUGAGACAAGACUUUGAGAAUGAAGACAAGAGUAGCAUUUCCCAUUCUUGUAUCCAUGAUCAGAUAAUUGAACAAAGGAAAAGACCUGGUUUGCAAGUGUAUUCUGUCACUCCUCAGGUGUAUGAGGAGUCUGUGGCUUCAAAUCCCCCUCACCGUAGAGGUAGGGCAUUACUUGAAAUUUCCAAAGAACAAAAUGAUGUCAUGCAACCGAUCAGAAUCUUUUUGAAUUAUGAUGCUGUCGGUCAUUCAUCCGAGAGAGAUUGUCAAAAAGUUGGCGACGUUGUGAAGCUUGGGGAGCCAUCAGGUGCUUCUUUUUCUGGUACAUCUUCCUGUAAUCCACAUGGAGAUCCUCCAGUUUAUGGUGAUUGCUGGUAUAACUGUACCUUAGAUGAUAUAGCUGGGGAGGACAAAAGGCAUCGCCUUCGCAAGGCCCUCGAGCAGACAGCGGAUUGGUUUAAAAGAGCGUUAUCUGUUGAGCCAGUUAAGGGAAACCUACGGUUAAGUGGAUAUUCUGCUUGUGGACAAGAUGGAGGUGUACAACUCCCAAGAAAAUAUGUUGAAGAGGGUGUUGCACAUGCGGAUUUGGUUCUUCUUGUGACUACAAGGCCAACAACAGGCAACACUCUUGCAUGGGCUGUAGCUUGUGAGCGUGAUCAAUGGGGUCGUGCUGUUGCUGGGCAUGUGAAUGUAGCUCCUCGACAUUUAACUGCUGAAGCAGAAACCUUACUUCAAGCUACUUUGAUACAUGAAGUAAUGCACGUUCUUGGAUUUGAUCCUCAUGCCUUUGCUCAUUUUCGUGAUGAGAGAAAACGCAGGCGAAGUCAGGUUACUGAACUGGUAAUGGAUGAAAAACUUGGAAGAAUGGUUACUCGAGUAGUGCUUCCUCGAGUUAUCAUGCAUGCUCGCCAUCACUAUGGGGCAUUCUCUGAGAAUUUCACUGGACUUGAGCUAGAAGAUGGAGGCGGACGUGGUACAUCAGGUUCUCAUUGGGAGAAAAGGCUAUUGAUGAAUGAGAUCAUGACUGGGUCGGUAGAUACAAGAUCAGUGGUUUCAAAAAUGACUCUUGCUUUACUUGAGGACAGUGGAUGGUACCGGGCCAAUUAUAGCAUGGCUGACCGUCUUGAUUGGGGACGCAACCAAGGACCAGAUUUCGUUACCUUUCCCUGCAAUCACUGGAAGGGUGCCUAUCAUUGUAACACUACCCAGUUAUCUGGAUGUACAUUUAACAGGGAGGCAGAAGGUUAUUGUCCAAUUAUGAAUUAUAGUGGGGAUCUCCCUCAAUGGGCUCGUUAUUUUCCACAGGCUAACAAAGGUGGUCAGUCAUCAUUGGCAGAUUAUUGCACUUAUUUUGUUGCUUACUCUGAUGGAUCGUGUACGGACACGAAUGGUGCUCGUGCACCUGAUAGGAUGUUAGGUGAAGUGAGGGGAAGUAGUUCAAGGUGCAUGUCUUCUUCUUUAGUGCGUUCUGGAUUUGUACGUGGCUCAAUGGCCCAAGGCAAUGGUUGUUAUCAGCAUAGGUGCUCAAACAAUUCGUUAGAGGUAGCAGUAGAUGGCAUUUGGAGAGUUUGUCCAAAAGCUGGUGGACCUAUCCAGUUUCCUGGCUUUAAUGGUGAGCUCGUCUGCCCAGCUUACCAUGAACUAUGUGAUGUGAAUCCAGUUUCGUUGUCUAGUCAAUGUCCCAAUUCAUGCAAUUUCAACGGAGAUUGCUUAGGUGGAAAAUGUCGAUGCUUUAUUGGGUUUAGUGGUCAUGAUUGUAGCAAACGCUCCUGUCCUGGCAAUUGUGGUGGACGUGGAAAGUGUCUUGGGAAUGGUGUUUGUGAAUGUGAUAACGGGUAUACUGGCGUUGAUUGUUCCACAGCUGUUUGCGAUGAGCAGUGCAGCCUUCACGGUGGGGUCUGUGACAAUGGAGUCUGUGAGUUCCGUUGUUCUGACUAUGCUGGUUACACGUGCCAGAAUAGCUCCACGCUUCUUCCUAGUCUCUCUGUUUGCAAAGAUGUGCUUCAAAAUGAUGUAUCAGGACAACACUGUGCACCUAGUGAGUUAAGUAUCUUGCAGCAGCUGGAAGAAGUAGUGGUGAUGCCCAACUACAACCGAUUAUUCCCAGCUGGUCCUCGAAAGAUUUUGAACAUUUUUAGGGGUCGGGAUUGUGAUGGAGCUGCUAAACGACUAGCCUGCUGGAUCUCAAUCCAAAAAUGUGACAAGGAUGGGGACAACCGGCUACGAGUGUGUCAUUCAGCUUGCCAAUCAUAUAACGUGGCAUGUGGAGCAUCACUUGAUUGCUCGGACCAAACACUAUUUAGUAAUGAACACGAGGGUCAAGGUCUUUGCACAGGUUGGGGCGAAUUGGACGCUUGGUUUUAGAGGAGCCAACUAUAGAAAAUGAAUUUGGUGUACAUUGUAGGUAGUUUUAGGUCCUUUUUCUUUUUCAUUGGCCUACUUGUAAUGUGUUGUAAGCUUUUUUCUCUUUGGGGUAGGAGGAAAAUGUGUGCGCGAAGCGCUCAUAAUUUAGUUUUUUUUUUCUCCCAUCCCAAAUGUUCAUUUGGUAAAAGAUUUGGGAUGGGAAAUUAAUUUGAGAUUUUGGCUUUCAAAGAUGAAAGUCUUGAUGUAGAGGAAAUGUAAUCAAAGAAAAAAAGGAUAAGAGAAAGAAUUGGCCCAAGGCCUUGAAGCCAUUAAUUGUAUUUUGUGUUUUACUUUU
Molecule: messenger RNA, 2698 nt
Organism: Solanum stenotomum
Lineage: Eukaryota; Viridiplantae; Streptophyta; Magnoliopsida; Solanales; Solanaceae
Exons: 15
Biological process (GO): proteolysis; cell adhesion
Cellular component (GO): cytoplasm; membrane
Molecular function (GO): metalloendopeptidase activity
Source: RefSeq, a predicted model, not a curated record